UUGGCCUCAAGACGGUGACCAUCGUAUGGCGUUAUGUAUGACGCUAGUCAUUCUGUAAGCAUACGUGUCAGUACGAUCGAGUCAUCGACGGCUGUAUUAUCCGACGCAGAAGGGACAAGGAAAACGCCGAGUCGAAGAGAUCUUGAAACUGCGUGACUGUCGGAGACGAACUGACUUUUACACGUUUCGCGAACCAGGAGGUAUCCCCGCGGCUACAUCGUCGACGAACCUUCGAAUGUGCAUACGUCAUAGUAGAGCCAUCGGUUUUUCAUCGAACUGACAAGAAGCAGCGUGCACCCUCCGUUCUCAACUGUGCGUUCCAGAACAAAACGCCGCUUCCGGACCGAGCUUAGACGCCAGGAUCAAGAGUAGCAUCCUCCUCGGGUGACAAUACACGCACGCGGAAGCCAUGAGCGCGCCAAGCAUCUCAACCAGCUCCCCGAUCGCGUCGUCCCUGCUGCCGCUGCUGCUGUGGUCCGUGCACGGGACCACAUGCAUGACCGUCGGCGAGCCGUCGCCGACGGGAAGCGAACGCGGCGAGCACGUUCGGCACGGGUCGCAGGAGCCGCAGCUCGUGAUACAGCUGCUCGAGUACGUCACGAGCUCGUACGAGAUCGAACAGCCUCCGCCGUUCGUGGUCACCAACACGACCAAGAUGACGCUGUCUCACGCCGUGAAAUCGGUGAACCCGUUCCUACUGGUCGCUCUGGUGGUCACCGCGCUGCUGGUCCUGCUCCUGGGCUUCGCGUACGUGACGCGCAAGAGCGACACCGAGGACCCGGACUCCCCCGCUGGCAGACAGCAGCAGCGAGACGCCAGCGCCGCGUCGCGCCAGAACGGCGCGUUCGAGCAAGACACCGAAGGCACAGACGCGUGCCCCGCGCAGCCUCCGUCGUACGAUGACGUCGUCAAGGUCCCGUGGACCAUAUGGGCCGCGACGCAGCAGGGCGUCUUCACGCAGGGCUCGGGCGCCACGCCGCCGCCUUCGUACGAAGACGCGCGAAGAACCUUCCCGUUCCCCGAGUGCGCGCAGUGAUGACGUCACGACGUGGUCGGAUCUGACUCAACGGAAGUCGUCAGCUCUCGUCUGCGACGACACCGGUACGACGUCUCAAUUCGAGUAGGAAACGCUGCAAUGGCGUCAUUCACAACGCCGGGCGGAUGUGCCCUCUCACUCUCUCUGCCAAGACGCUCGUAAGAUGUUCCCGCUCUCAUAGGGUACUGCACUCUGACGUCAGGGCACUGACGGAUGUGACGCAACGGAAAUGGCUCCACACCCUAUCCCUCUGCAAGAACGACAGGAUGACGUUUCUGCUUGUAGUAGUGUGCAUCCAGUUUCGACGUCAUGGUACGGAAGGAUGCGGCGUUGCAAAACUUUUUCGUUCUCAAAGCGACGGCGCUAGGAGGUUGUGUUCGUUUAAGGAGUUGGCCACGACACGUGCUGAAGUGUCUUAACGAAAACGCCGAGUAGAUUCUGCAGUUAUCGUUUACGUAACAACAGGCGGCGACGUGCCAAAAUUACCUCCUCGUGCCAAAAAAAAGUCACCCUGCUUGCCAGAUCAUGGAAACGUCCGCGCUCGACAGCUAGGUUAAGGUGGACGAGUCUGCGCGAUGUUGCUACUCGAGUGUGUACCUGCUUUUAGAGUCUCUUGAAGAGAACCAGCGUGCUUAGGAAAUGCUCUUUAGGACAAAUGUGUGAUAGGAAAGAGCGUGUGUUGUUCGUCGUGUUUCAGCACCUGGACGAGCGCGAGAUGCGACACCUCCGACCAGGAAGACAAACUCUCACUAAAGCUGGGACAUCUAAACGAGCAUGUUCAGUACUGAUGAUUCGAACGCCAGAGCACGUGGGAUCCAACACGUGACCGUGAGAAGACCGCGCGCACCUGCAAGGCCCGAGUUGCCGAGGACCGCCGAUACAGCUUUGUCAGUCAGACCAUAAAUAUGUACUUUUUUUUCUUCCCCGCAGCUGUAUAAUGAAGUACAAGAGUCUCACUCAUGCAAGCCGUGUCAGUCGCCUCGGCAAGCAACCACUUGUCGAAUCAGCGCCGUAGUGCCUGCCACGGAAAUGUUUGAAAGGCUUCACGCGCAAGAAAGUGCACGAUGCCUUGCGGUGAAAUCAGCUUUGACGAACGUGCAGUGCAUCGCGCGGGGCACGAAACGAAGGCAACAGCGGACAACUGUUGUCGAGUAACGUGAGAUGCGAUCGCCGUCGUUGUUUUGGAACGUUAUUCAGUGCACAUAACAAGUGACCACCUAGUCUCACAAACCAUGCGUACGACCAACGAGCGGCACCUCAGGUUGCUCGUCGAUCGUCCGAUGGAAGCUCGUCUUUCUAUCCCACAAGGACCAUGGCUGAUGUGUUUUUUUUUUUUAAUAUGUGGACGCCUAGUCGACUCUUCGUUGUCUCAGAUUGGUGCGCGGCCGAUCCAACGGUUACUAGGCAGUGCCAAUAAUUUAUAGGACACUGUGACAAGCAAAUCAUGUGACUCCUGUCCCUUUCUGUAAAGAAGCAUCACAAGGGCCCCCAGUGCAGAGAUACUGCUUCCUAAAGUGUGCUACAUCAGAGAAAAAAAAAAGUGUGUAAAUCUGCCAUAGAUCAUCUCAUCAAAUCGUGCCAAGGACUCUGCGAAAGCAUUCAUCUGGUUCCGCAUCAGUUGUUCAAACAGGUCAAUAAACUCACGAAGAAAGCUGCC
Molecule: messenger RNA, 2693 nt
Organism: Dermacentor andersoni
Lineage: Eukaryota; Metazoa; Arthropoda; Arachnida; Ixodida; Ixodidae
Source: RefSeq, a predicted model, not a curated record